This is a messenger RNA of Numida meleagris (helmeted guineafowl), 5191 nucleotides long. It is a transcript of the gene STAM2, whose product is annotated as signal transducing adaptor molecule 2. The transcript is spliced from 14 exons. Gene Ontology annotation, biological process: signal transduction. The record is from RefSeq and is a predicted model, not a curated record. Gene Ontology annotation, molecular function: ubiquitin binding; phosphatidylinositol binding. Gene Ontology annotation, cellular component: endocytic vesicle. The coding region runs from base 242 to 1729 and encodes 495 amino acids. NCBI's taxonomy places the organism in Eukaryota, Metazoa, Chordata, Aves, Galliformes, Numididae.
GGGGUUGGAAGGGUCCUUGGCGAUCCGCCAGUCCAAUCCCCCAAAAGCAGGUUCCUCAGAGCACGUUGUAGGUUCCCUUGCAGGAGGCUGCAGGUUCCCCAGAGCAGAAUUCUGGCCAGGCUGGAGUGUGCACUGACGGGAAGAAGCGGUGGCUGUCAGUGCUCACGUUAACACCCUGUUUCCUUAUUGUGAGCAAAAGGCUACAAAUGAACACAACACCAGUGAGGACUGGGGUCUUAUUAUGGAUAUAUGUGACAAAGUUGGAAGUACUCCUAAUGGGGCAAAGGAUUGCCUUAAAGCCAUCAUGAGGAGAGUAAAUCAUAAAGUUCCCCAUGUGGCUCUGCAAGCGCUUACACUUCUAGGAGCCUGUGUAUCAAACUGUGGAAAAAUAUUUCACUUAGAAGUGUGUUCUCGUGAUUUUGCUAGUGAAGCUCGAGGUAUAAUAAAUAAGGCUCAUCCAAAAGUAAGUGAGAAGCUGAAAACUCUAAUGGUGGAGUGGUCAGAAGAAUUUCAGAAAGACCCACAAUGUAGCUUAAUAUCUGCAACUAUUAAAUCUUUAAAAGAAGAAGGUGUAACUUUUCCUGCAGCUGGAUCACAGGCUACCACAAAUGCUGCUAAGAAUGGUUCUUCAUUAAGCAAAAACAAAGAAGAUGAAGAUAUAGCUAAAGCUAUUGAAUUGUCCUUGCAAGAGCAGAAGCAGCAACAAAUGGAAACCAAAUCCUUGUACCCAUCUGCAGACAUUCAGCAAACUAAUCAGAACCUGAGGAAGGUGCGAGCUCUCUAUGACUUUGAAGCUGUCGAGGACAAUGAGCUCACCUUUAAAAGUGGAGAAAUUAUUUUUGUUUUGGAUGACAGUGACACCAAUUGGUGGAAGGGUGAAAAUCAUCGAGGAGUGGGACUGUUUCCAUCUAAUUUUGUGACUUCUGACUUAAAUGUUGAACCCGAGGCAGCAACUGUGGAUAAAAAUUGUGUUUCUGAGGAUGCUACAGAAGAAAUUAAGAAAGCAGAACCUGAGCCAGUUUAUAUAGAUGAGGAUAAGAUGGAUAAAACACUGCAGGUACUUCAGAGUAUAGAUCCUACAGACCUAAAUCUUGAUUCAGAUCUUCUAGACUCAGAAGUUAUAUGUCAACAGAUGGGUCCAAUGAUAGAUGAAAAACUGGAAGAGAUAGAUAGAAAACAUUCCGAAUUAUCUGAAUUGAAUGUGAAAGUUCUAGAAGCUUUGGAGCUCUAUAACAAACUGAUGAAUGAAACACCAAUGUAUUCAGCCUACUCCAAACUCCAUCAUCCUGCACAAUACCCACCUACAUCUUCUGGUGUUUCAGUGCAGUCAUAUCCUGUACAGCCACCUAGUGGAAACUACAUGAUCCAAGGUGUUCACCAAGUCACCAUUUCCCAAGGUUACGGCCUAGGACCCGAUCGGAUGGGGCAGCUCAGGUCUCUGCCUCAAAAUAUCAAUUCUUCUGGAGCAACUCAGCCCGUACAAACUGCUUAUUUAAGCCCAGGACCAGACUCAGUGUUAAGCCAGACAUACGUGACCCAGAGCCCCGGGCUUCCCGCAGCUGCCAGCACAGCGGCGUACAGCCAGCAGCAGCUGGGGGCAUCGGUGGAUAUGGCAGCUUACCAGAGUAACACACCGAGUUUGCCUCAAGGACCAGGUUAUCCCAUGGCACUUCCUGCUCAUUCCGUUCUACAGCAACAAACCAAUUACCAUCAACAGCCUCUCCUUUAAAAACAGACCGGGCUCGUUUCUUAAAACAAUGAAGAGAGAUUGCUGAAUCGAAUGGUUUUUAUUAAUACCUGUCACAGAUAUCAAAACGCAUUUUCCUUUAAAAUAACCCGACGUAGGGUGAUGCUGAAUAACGGUAUGCGUCAGAUCUGAUUGUUAAGCGUUUCCUUAAUGAUAGUUUGAACUAGAUGAGCUGCUGAUUUAAAAUAAUUUCAGAUUGCUUUGAGCCCUUGUUGCAGUGGUUUCAAGAAAUGCCUUUUGCGAGUCUGAAUUUAAGUAAAAAAAAAAAAAAAAAAAAAAUGCCCGAAAUUAAUUUCAUGUGUUUCUAGAAAUGCGAGGGUGCAUAGUCACUGUUCCGUGUUGCUCUCGUUACGCAUCGUCUCCUCUGGUGUCUCACUGUGAUCUUUCCAUCCAAGUAGCUUUACAGAGCCUCUGCUGAUGGAGACACCUCCUCUCCGCGCUGCUGUAGUGAGCUUUACAGUAUGGUGUGUGCUGCCUAACUGGAACAGCUGCACAAGCGAAGCAGAUGAGAGCCGGAAGAGAAAACGGUUCGAUACUGUGACGGAGAACCGCGUGCUUACAGAAAUAGGAGAAAUGACGUUUUUAUAGGGCUGCCUAUUGGAUUUUUGGGAAAGCACAGCUCCUGAUGUGUUUCUCUUGAAAGAAACUGUGGGAGGGGGGCGAGGGAUGUUUGAACUCCCUUGUGGCUUUGGGCAGAGGUGGUACAGCAAGCACACAUUGCCUUUGCACAAGCAUGCAAGGGACGCUCCCGGUGGCCUGUGUGGGUACUCUGGAUACGAGGUGCUGAGCCAGAAACUUGCACGGAAUAGAUUUUCUUUUUCCUUUGUUGUUGUUGUAUGUAGAAGUGAAGGAGAAGUGUAAUUCUGUGUGGUAAAAGGAAGGACUUGAAGCAUGUUUGAUGCUUAGGACUGUGAGACUCUGCCUUUGUUCCAUUUCCAGCGGGGAGGCAAAUGGAACAGGAAUUGUCUCUAUGGGACCAGAGGGUUCUUGCCUCUGCUGGAUUUCCUUUUGUUGCCACCAUUUUCAUGUGUAAAUAAACGCUGGUUACAGUCAGAGAGAAACUCUUAAACCAGGUAAAAAAUCUACUACACACUACAUGUGGGCAGCGACCGGGAUUGUGCUCCUCGUUUGGUGCAAGGAAUCCUUGCAUACUGAGAGCGACAGACGUGUCCGUAGAAAAGAAAUUGCCUUGGAACUGUGGAAAUGUAGCAUUUGGUGGCUAAGAAAAACGUAGGAAUUUCUUCCCUGAUGCACUUUUUAAUGGGUGGGCUCUUUUUCCUUUUCCUUUGACAAGAGGAGCAGGUGAGUUACCCUUCAGGAAUGUGGGAUUUUUUUCUUUUAUUGUUUCAGCCUCUGAAAAAAAAAAAUCACUUCAUUCUCCUGCUUACGUACUCACCUUAGCAGAGUCGUAUUUAUCCAUAUUGGAACAUUGUUACGAUGAGUAAUAAUCUUCAGAUUGGGAAAAUAAUGCACGUAAAUAAGUGAUAAAACAUUUAGUGGAAUGCCUGAAGCUCCAAACGUGUCUAAACGAGCAUGUUUGGUGUGCAACUCUUCUCCCAGAUGAGAACUAGCAGACUGUAGGCUGUUGUUGAGGAUGCAACCAGCCUUCACUCCGUGCCACCUCCAUUUCUUUUGCGUUUUAUGUAAUUCUUUAGUAUCAUGACGUUAUUCACUUGCAGCCUCGUGCUUAUGCAAUGACUGAGGUAUUCAGUACCUGCUCUUCAGAUCACCUUUAUUUAAAUUUGUGCAAUUAGAAGGAAGCUACUGUCUUUCCUUUGACGUGACUUUGUCUGUAUCCUUCCCUCUGAAGUAGUUUGGUGUAAACGACACACGUUGCAAUACUGAAGUAUUUUGAGAACUUUUUUCCUCGCGUUUGUUAAGAGGAGUAAUUAACUUCAAUGCUGCUGUUCAAAAUUCUAAUUGUUUCGAGGUUUUUUUGGUAAGAGUGUACUUUGUUCCAAAUUGGUGCGUAAUCAAACUGAAGCGUGCUGUGAUUUCUGUAGUUUCUCUGUGUUUGUUAGUAAAUGGGAGCAAGGGGUAGGUGUUUUCAUUGGAUUCAAAACUUUGACCCAGCAGAAGUAUCUUAAAUGGAGAUGGCUAGACAGCUGUGAUUUGAUGGCUUUUAGUUAAUUGGUUUGUGGGAUAUAAAUAAUGUACAUACUCAUUUGUCUGAGAUUUUCUACACGGCUACGUAUAUAUGCAUACUGUUAAAGCCUGGAGUUUUAUAAAGGCCAGAUUUGUGAUUGUCGUCUCUUAUAUUCCAAAUCCUGUGAUAUGCAACUUGUAGAUAGUGUAAAAUAAUUUAAUUAUUACUGUAAUGGUGUCUCUAGAGGGCUUUGGUGUUAAGAGGACCGGUUGUUUUUUUCCUCUGCAUACUUCUGUACUUGAUCAUAUUUAUUUUUUAGGCCUGAUUGUAACUGAACACGCUGCCAAAGGAUUUAUCUAACUUCGGAUUUCUACAUUAGGUUUAUACCUACUGUUUUGUAUCAGGAAUCAAUGGUAGAUAACUUCUGCUUUUUCGUAUAAACUCUUAAUGGCUAACGUAGAAAUCGGUGCAACUUUAUAAGGAGAAUUUUCUUGCGAUAGGUUCGUUUCAGGGAUGCUGAGAACCUCUAUACUAGAUGCAUUUUCUUCCAGUAUGAAUUGGCAACCCACGAUGUCUAAGUUACAGUCAGCUGAGAGCAGCAGUUCCAUCCGUCUGCGGUGUCACCAUUCAGGCGUGCUUUGAGAAAUGGUGCUGCUUCGUUAGGGCCUUGAUGUGGCACGUGCCUCGUCUCCUUAAUUUGGUACAAAGAUUACAAUCUGAAGUUGUUUCUGUAGCAGGUAGACCUUCAAGUAACGUCCUGUGCUCGUUCGGCUUUUGUUCAUAGUGUCCAUAGGCGUGUGGGGCGGUGACUCUUUGGAGGCUGUCCUCCAGAAAGGAGCGGCUGAGCUGCAAUCUCUUACCGUAAUUAUUUUCUGAUAGGAAGGUUUAUUUCUUAUUUUUAUCUAUGCAUCUUUUCUAAAAAAAUAAUAGGCACUACUCUUGCUCGCGUCGAACACUGUGACGUAAUUGUAGAAUAAAUAACUUGUUAGAACUUACGGCUUUUACCAGCUAAAUUGUACGUGAAGCUGACAAACUGUUUGGAGUCGAUGGAAAAAGAAAAGUGAAGGGAAAGGAAUAGAGGAGGGGCAGGCUGUGGGUGCUGGUGGCUGUGCUGGAGCUGUGCCAUGUGCCGGCUGCUGAGCGGCCUGGCCUUGCAGUUCACAUGUUCCCGUUCUGUUUGGCGUGGGGCUCGAGGCGAACGUGUGCUGGUUAACUGAGGUAUCACAGUCCUGACAGAAAAAUUACCUUAGAGUUUGCAGUAUUAGGAAUGGGGGGAUCUGUUUUGAUGGAACACUUGGCCUCUCAUCUGCAAUAUGUGUGCAUUGCCUUGUGUGAAUAAACAAAGUUUAUUUAACAAA